UCCUGGUCAUUUUAAAUUUGAGAUACAGAUAAAUAACUCUCCUCUGAUGCUCUUCUUGCAUCUCAACAUCUCUGGGUUCAUUCCAGUGAUGUUCUCUGACUGUCUGCCUGACACUUCAGUGCACCUGCACACAGAUCUUCAUUUCGUCCCAAGCUUUCAGUAAAAGGUUGGAGACAGCUUGUGUUAGGUAGGGGUUGUACCAUGUGCUAAGAGUUUCCUAACUAUUUCUACCCAGCAGUUGUUAGGGAUACAAAACAGUUAAAAGCCUUAGAUAAUUCUGUUCUGGAUGGAAGUUAAAAUGACAUUUUAAAACCAACAACAACAACAAAACUUUCCACAGAUCAACUCAGUUCUCUAAGGAGUCUAUGGUACUGGAAGUCCAAAUUUCAAGCAGGGUUAGAACUGGGCUGAUGAUUUAAAUAGGUUAAAGGCUCUGGAUUCCAUUACUAAUCCCAGAGCCAUGCAAUCCCCCUAUCACCACAGUGAUACCAGUGAGAAAGGCGGCAGGCAAUACCACAGGUUGAACUUCAUGAUCUAAUUGUGCUGUCUGAAGGACCCAGUGCUCACCUGCUAGUAAUGAGUCAACAACUUUUUUGCACUGAGAACACCCAUUUGCUCCCAGUUGACUAGGAGUAGAAGCAGAGAGAAAAGAUAGAAAAGAAAAAGAAAGUAAGGUACUUCCUUCCCCCAGAAAACUAAUAAUCCAAGUACAAACACAAAACACAAAUAUGUGAAGAACUUGCCAGGCAAAUACAAAAGGAGUAUAAAUCCAGAUAUUAGAAAAAUAUCAUGUGGGAGGAGAUGCUUACAGAUAAGGAAGGCCAGAGGGGAACUGGAACAUUUCAGCAAGGCUUCCACGGGAGGAACAUUGUGAACCAGGCCUGAGGUAGUAUGGGCCAUGAUUGUGGAACUGCUGGAGGGACUUGUGCAUGAGGAAGAAUAAAAUGUGAAAGCACAGAAGUGAGAAAAAUGAAGCCAAGCGCAGAGUGGGCCAUCAGAUUUGUUUUGUUGGAAGAAAUACUCCAUACCUGAGUACCAUGGUCAGUUGUAUGAAUAAAGCAGGGCCUAGCUUAUGUUAGUGGGUCCUUAACUAACUCAUUCAUUCAUUCACUCAUUAAUUCAACACACAUUUAGAGACUACGGGCCUUAAGAUGGUACUUCUCUAGAUACAGACUAAUUUUCUGGUCUUAUUGGGUUACGUCCUAGGGAGAGGAGAUAGAAAAUGAACCAAUGAAUAAUUAAUAAAAAAUAAAACACUACUUGAAUCUAUUUUGUGAAUAAGACCCUGAGGGCACAUGUUGGCUUCUUGAGUAGACUGAGAUAUCAUGGUAUGAGGCAAUGUGCUUAGGGGAUGCUGCUACUCUCAUGGGCAGUCUUCCAACAUUAUUACUAUUCUCUCUUUUAUGUUCCACGAUAAUAGUAGGCCCUGGUGCAGAGCAAUGAAAAUACAAUCAAAAUGAUGCCAUCGAGUUCACGUGCAGUGUGUUCCCAGGUCAGGUACGCUAGCUAGCAGCAUGUGUAGAACUGUCCUUAAAGUUUGAGCUUAGCUAAAUUUGAACAAUGAAAGUUGGUAAAGCAUAUAUCAGCUGUGUUUUGAAAAUUGCCCAUGGAAAACUGCUUUUGUUUUUUCUCCUUGGAAAGACACACUACCACGUAAAAUUUCAAAUAGGUCAUACAUUUUGGCUCAUAAAGUACCACCAAUCAAAAAUAAUUUCAUACUGAUCAUUAAACCUAGUCAUAGAAUUAUUUUGACUUCUACACUUACUAAAUUUCCUUCCAAAGUAAGAGAGAGUAGUUGAUCCAAUAGUAAUGACAGACACUCCUUUAAUUUGAUAUUUGGAAUACAUAAGCCAAUGAGAAAUAAUUUACAUUUUUGUGUUUAUCUUCAGGGAAGUGGCUUGUAAUGGACAGAGCUAUGCAGGGAGAGGAAUGGAGACUCUCUUGGAGGGUUGGUCUCUGGUCUGAGGAUGGAGUUAAGAUGGUUCUUAUUUCAGUUGUUCAAAUGAUGCUCUGAGACUGCUAGACCAGCCAGAAAACAAAACAUGGGGACCAAACAAUAGUCAUAUGAAGGUUCAAGUCAAGAAGCAUCAUGAACAUCACUACCACAAUAUUCUUAUCUUUUCUGAAGGAGGGUAACCAAAUCCUAAGACCCUUCCACUUUGGGAAAAGACUGGAAAACGAGCUGCUAAAAGAUAGCUCUCCUCAUUUAUUAUCCAAAACACUAAAUAAUUAGCCUUUGUUGUUGUUGUUUAACUUCCUUUUGUUGGAAAAAUGCUCAACUCAGUUCAGGAAUUUCAUGGGCCUUAGUACUUUGGUGCAAAUAAGAAGAUACUGCUUCCUUGGAGGCAUGCAUAGCACUCUGCCAGAUUGUACAAUAUGACCGGGUAGAUUUGGCUGAAUUUCCUUGGCCAGGAACACUUGUAUAGUACACAUCCUGUAUAACCUCUCGUGGUGGCUCUGACUUAGUUGAAACAAGUGAGUGCAUUAGAGAGAGCCACUAGUAUUAUGUAAAUCAGCCCACAAGACUCUCUGGUUUUUUGCGCUUCUUCAAAAGCACAAAUUCAUUUUUAUUCUGCCUAUUGUUUGCCAGGUUUAUUUACCUGCUGGAAGCUCCCACAACUAAGCCUCUCUUAAUAAAGUCAGUCUUUACCACAUCUACCCCUGUAGUAGUAGUUCCAGCAUCCCUAACUGCAAUAAGGAUGCAAGGUGUCAGAAAGGAUCUUUCCAUGGCCAGGAAUGCAGGUAGCACAAGUCCAUAGAAGUGGAUUUCCUGGAGUACCCAGAGAAUCAUGUGGUCUAUCACACUGAACAGAGCCAGUCAAUAAGAAAGUUCUCUAAGAACUUAUAGCUGGUUUUAUCAGAUUAACCCUUUCCUGUUUACUUUAAAGUUCUGGAAUUUUGAAACUUGUUCACUCCAUAUGUGAGACUAGACAGUAGUGACUCAGGAAGAAUAACUUGAAAGUGCUUGAAAGAUCAGUUCCUUUUUUUUCCCCCUUAAUAGGCUCCACUUUGAGCAUGGAGCCCAAUGUAGGGCCUGAACUCAUGAUCCCCAGAACUUAUGACCCUGAGAUUAAGAAUUGAGCUGAGAUUGAGUUGGAUCCUUAACCAACUGAGCUGCCCAGGUGCCCCAGUUCUCAUUUCUUUCUACUCAAAGUUUCCUUCAUGUCUUCUCUGUUUUGUUUAAUUCAUUAAGAAGCUUCUCUGGGCCAAGCUCCUUCUAGAGUCCUAAAAGGCACAGAGAUAAGUAAUGUAAAGCCCUUACCUCAAAGAGCAUAGAGUCUGUUAGAGGAAGUUGGACACAAAGACCGAAUAACUGCAGUUCAAGGCAGCCAGUUAAAACCAUUACUGAUGUGAGGAAAGGAAUAAAUUAGUAAAUAAGCAGACACAGCAUUAAAAGUUAAGAAUGUGAAAGGCUCACUGUUCUCUAUUCCUGUCUCUUACUUCUUCUUGGUUUGAGUUUUAAACUUCUAAUGUGCUAUGUAGAGCAGUAUCUUCAGACAACUGGUAGGCUGAGAUUAGUGUAAGUCAGAAGCAUGGGAAAAUGAGUUCUUACAAGCCUAACUACAGUUAUUAACGAAAAAAAAAAGUCCCAAAUUAGAAAAUGCAGACGUGCAAAGGGCAAGUAAUUAAAGGUUUCAAAAGUUAGGUUGGGCUUCAUAUAUAAUACUGAUGAAUAUGUUAACUGCAUUUAUAUUUGUUCAAUGGGGAAAGAUGAAUGCAUUUUAGUCCUUCAUUUUGCAUUUUUCACAUUAACUGUAUGUACUGUUCUAUGUCGUUUGCUGAUAAUAAGAAACUGCCUCUUUCAAAAUUAUACCCAGUCAUGGAUACUAAUGAUGACCCUGAUGACGACCAUCUUACAAGUUAUGAUAUUCAGCUCAGUAUUCAAGAAUCCAUUGAAGCCAGCAAGUCUGUAUUUUAUUCUGAAAGAUUUGCACCACUAAGUGAUCAAAACAGAAAACUUGUGGAAGCCAUAAAACAAGGUCACAUUCUUGAGCUCCAGGAAUAUGUGAAAUAUAAAUAUGCAUUGGAUGAAGCUGAUGAAAAAGGAUGGUUUCCGCUGCACGAAGCUGUUGUUCAACCCAUUCAACAAAUACUUGAAAUUGUUCUGGAUGCAUCCUACCAGACACUCUGGGAGUUCAAGACCUCUGAUGGAGAAACACCCUUGACUUUGGCAGUCAAAGCUGGUCUGGUGGAAAACGUAAGAACUUUACUAGAAAAGGGAGUGUGGCCAAACACCAAAAAUGACAAAGGAGAGACGCCCCUUCUGAUUGCUGUAAAAAAUGGCUCCUAUGAUAUGGUGUUCACACUGCUUAAACACAACACCAGCCUUGACCAGCCCUGCAUCAAGCGAUGGUCAGCAAUGCAUGAAGCAGCCAAACUAGGCCGCAAAGAUAUCAUAGCUCUGCUACUAAAUCACGGAGGCAAUGUCCACCUGAGAGAUGGAUUUGGGGUUACACCAUUAGGCGUUGCUGCUGAGCAUGGUCACUGUGAUGUGUUGGAACACCUGAUCCACAGAGGUGGUGAUGUGUUUGCUUUGGCGGAUGAUGGGGCAUCAGUGUUGUUUGAGGCAGCAGGAGGGGGCAAUCCUGACUGCAUUUCCCUCCUGCUGGAAUACGGAGGAAGUGGAAAUGUACCCAACAGAGCAGGGCAUCUUCCAAUACACCGAGCUGCCUAUGAGGGACAUUAUCUUGCUCUGAAGUAUCUUAUCCCAGUAACAUCCAAAAAUGCAAUCCAGAAAAGUGGCCUAACACCAAUUCACUCUGCAGCAGAUGGACAAAAUGUGCAAUGCCUAGAACUGCUUAUUGAAAAUGGCUUUGAUGUCAAUACCCUGCUUGCUGACCACAUUUCCGAGAGCUAUGAUGACGAGCGGAAGACGGCGCUGUAUUUUGCCGUUUCUAACAAUGACAUCCAGUGCACAGAAGUCCUUCUGGCUGCAGGUGCAGACCCAAACCUAGAUCCCCUCAACUGUCUACUUGUGGCAGUGAGGGCCAAUAACCAUGAAAUUGUCCGGCUGCUUCUCUCCCAUGGAGCUAACGUCAAUUGUUAUUUUAUGCACGUGAAUGACACGCGUUUCCCCAGUGCCAUUCAGUAUGCCCUCAAUGACGAGGUAAUGCUGAGGCUGUUGCUGAAUAAUGGCUAUCGAGUGGAGAUGUGCUUUGACUGCAUGCAUGGGAACAUCUUUGGAAAUACAUUUGUGUGGUCAGAGAUAGAAGAAGAGGUACUACCAGGGUGGACAUCUUGUGUAAUAAAAGAUAACCCGUUUUGUGAGUUUAUUACAGUUCCUUGGAUGAAACACUUGGUAGGCAGCGUUAUUCGUGUAUUAAUUGAUUACAUGGAUUAUAUUCCUCUGUGUGCUAAGCUGAAGUCUGCACUAGAAGUACAGAGAGAAUGGCCAGAAAUCCGUCAAAUACUAGAGAAUCCUUGCUCACUGAAGCAUUUGUGCCGGUUAAAAAUUCGAAGGCUUAUGGGACUCCAGCGACUCUGCCAGCCAGCCUCAAUGGAGAAGCUCCGUCUACCACCAACCAUCCAAAGAUACAUAUUAUUUAAAGAGUAUGAUCUCUAUGGACAAGAGCUAAAUUUGCCGUGAGUUUAAAAAUAAUAUUUUUAAUGUGAUUUAAAAGAUAUUUUAAAAUGGGAUUCAUUCAGAAUUUUGUGGAAUCGUUUUACAUCCUUAAGGGUGUUUAAAUCCAUUAACAAUUUUAUAACAAUACAUCUUUAAAGAAGUUGGUCAAUAUUUGGUAUGUGAAUUUCUAUUAAUUAUCUUCACUUCCAGCAAGUCUUCAAAUUCUUCCUAUCAGGUGUCUCCUACAAUAUCCAUCUCUCCUGUGUUUAUAAAACCAAGAACCACUUUCUCAAAACCACAUCUCCAAGCAGUUUGCGGGUUCUUUCCCUUCUUUUCCACCCACACUGCAUGAAAGCGCUCCUUCCUGCCUACAGAUGCACACACUAUCCUCUGGCUUCAGCUCCCUCCACAGCCUCUCAAGGUCUUUGACAACUGCCUCGUUGCUAAUUUCAAUGAGCUUUCUUUCCUCUGUCCUUUCAGCUGAUUUCUGCAGCAUCUGGCACUGCUGUCUGCUCCCUCCUUGAAAUGGUUUUGCCUUUGUUUUCAGGACACCUUGCUCUCUUGGCUCUCUUCCCACCUCCCGGACCGACUGCGUGUCUCUGGCUUCUUUCUGUGUUGCUUAUCUCCUGCCAACCCGUCAGUAUAUGCCUUAAGCCCUGUUUUCUUCUUAUGCUAUGUUAUCUGAGAGAAAUGUCAUCCAUGUCUAUGGUUUCAAAAUUUAUUGGCUAGAAAAUUUAUAUCUGAAGUUCAACUCUUUCUCUCAUCCUAUGUAAACAAGUAUUGUAAUGGACUUUUAAACACAAAGGCACCUCAAACUCAACAUGUCCUCAAAUGAACUCACUACCUUCCUCCACAAUAAGGCUCCUUUCUAGCUUAGCUCACUAGUUAAGCCCAAGUAUUGUCAGUUUCCUAAGGAAAAACCUGGACGUCAGCCCUGACCAUCCUAUUUUUCUUAUCCAAUGUAACAAAUCACCACAUCCUGGUUAAGUUUGUCCCUUGAAGACAUUUUCUAUUCAAUCUUACUGAUUUCGCCCUAAUUCUAGCUAUUAUCUUCUUUUUUCCUGGGGUACUAUAGCGCUGCCUAACUGGCCUGCCUUCUUGCUCUCUUGUUCCAUUUAACACACAUUCUACACACAACAUCCCAAAGUGAUCUUUUAGAAAUCUAAGUAGGGAUUCACUCCCCUGCUCAAAAUCAUUCCCAUUGCUCUUAGGAUAAAGUCCAAAGUUCUUCCUGGCCUUUCCAGAUCUAAAUCCCUGCCUUCCUCCUUAGCUCUAUCUCUUGACCUCUCCCUCACCCCGCUCCUUUAACCAUAUAAAACACCUGCUAGAAGUUCUGUUCUUCAAAGAGUGAUUCCUAGGUUUACAGAUUUUAUACACCUGUAGUUGUAGUUUUGUUUUUCUAAUUUAAAAAUAGGUUCAUCUAUUUUUUUUAAAAUCUAUCACCUACUGUCACUGUCAUUUCAUAAAAGAGGGGCCAGUUGGUCCCCCCAGAAAACCAGUUGGUCCUGAACCCAAUUAUUAAAAUUGAAUGACUUUAGCUUUGAAAAGAUCUACCAUACUGUCUUCAUUUCCCCAUUAAUGGGUGAAAAUUUCACUCUGGCCCAACAAAUAUCUGAGGUCCUUUGUUUGGGAGCCACUGUUGUAGAAAUAGACCGUAUUCUCUUAUACCUUAGGAUCUUUGCAUUUUUUUUCUCUCUGUGCCUGGAAUCCUCUUUCCAUCUCCUUCUUCCCCUCCCACCCCUUCUCCAUGUCUCAGCUUAGAUGAUCCUUCCCAUAGAAUGGGAGGCCCCACCACAGACUUCUCAGGCUGUAUUACAGGUGCCCAUGUUCUCAUCUGCCUGCCCCAGUAGACUAUUAGCUCUACGAGGUCAGGGGCUAGGUCUGUUUUCCAAUGUUUUCUUGGAGCCAAACACAUUCCCUAGAGCACAGAGAAAGUUUCAAUAAUUAUUUGUUGAAUAUACUGAAUGAGAAAUUUUGUGUAAGACCCAGACAAAAAUAAUCAGUAACCUCAUCACUAUCAUGGUAAACUGAUAGUUCUGAAUCUGUGAAUUGGUUACGUAACCUUAAUCAUGUAAUUAUUUAGAUUUGCUUUUCUUCAAUUUUAGUAAUGUGUUUUCCUUACAUUUAUUUUUAUCAUUAGAGUUACUUUAUUUUUCCAAUGGUGAUACCUGAUUGGUUUGUGAAUGUUUCAAAUUGUAUUAUUUAGCUUUAGUUAUCUUUAAAAGAUAAAUAAGCAUGAAAAAAAAAACCUGUACAACUAGAGCUAUAGUGUCAACUUCCUGAAUUCCCUAGAGGAUAAUAUUUUUAUAUAAAUUGAACUGUAAGUAUUUAAUUCAAACUAUAAUGUUUUGUGUAUAGCAUUGCACGAUUCCUCUAUUGUUCUCCUAAUUGUGGCUAAAAGGCAUUGUUAUCUGUAAGUGUUGCUCUAAGUAAAUACAAACCUUAAUACUGGGGAUGUAAGUCUGCUAUGUGAUAUUUCAGAUAUUAAAUAAACUAAA
Messenger RNA from Nyctereutes procyonoides (raccoon dog), 8061 nucleotides. It is a transcript of the gene ASB15, whose product is annotated as ankyrin repeat and SOCS box containing 15. Lineage: Eukaryota; Metazoa; Chordata; Mammalia; Carnivora; Canidae. Gene Ontology annotation, molecular function: protein binding. The transcript has 9 exons. Gene Ontology annotation, cellular component: cytoplasm. Gene Ontology annotation, biological process: intracellular signal transduction. Bases 3716 to 5587 code for a protein of 623 amino acids. The record is from RefSeq and is a predicted model, not a curated record.